CUAAAGACUACAUCUGAGACAACAUCUACCUGACAGUUAAGUGACAUUUGAAACAGCACCAUGAGCCAGGAAUAUGACUCAAAAUUACAAGUUGCGACAAGAGAAAAACUCCGUGCAUUCAACUCUCUGCGUGGUCGGGAGGUUCAGACUGGGGAGUUCUGGGAUGUGGUGGUUAUGACGGCUGUGGAUGAGAGUCAGAGAGAGGUUUAUGAGCUGCAGAUCUCAGAGAAGGUACAGAGAAAAGAGCUUCCUCUUGGACCUCACUACAAGGUCUUCUCUGAUCCACCUGGAGCUAAAAUAGGUAAUGGAGGCUCCACUCUGUAUGCUCUGCAGCAGCUGAAUGACUUGUAUGGAAAAACACUGAGUACACUGAGGAUCAUCCUGAUCCAUGCAGGUGGAUGGAGUCAGCGUUUGCCCAGUGCCAGCGCCCUGGGGAAGAUCUUCACUGCCCUGCCACUUGGAAACCCUCUCUACCAAAUGCUGGAGCUCAAAUUGGCAAUGUAUGUGGAUUUCCCUCGCCACAUGAAGCCUGGUGUGCUGGUGACAUGUGCAGAUGACAUUGAGAUCUACAGCAUUUCAGAGGACGAGAGUGUUAGGUUUGACAAACCUGGCUUUACAGCUUUGGCUCACCCCUCCCCGCUGUCUAUCGGCACUACACACGGAGUGUUUGUGUUGCUUUCACAUGAAAACUCUUCUAAUUACUCAGAAAUGCAGAACACCUCCUGUGUUCGUUACCUGCACAAGCCGAGCAUUCAAAAGAUGCGAGAGAGUGGAGCUGUUUGUCAAAGGCAGAGCGGUUGUUUUUCUCUCUCUGACACAGAGUUUGUCUACACAGACAGCACGUAUUACAUCGACUCUGAUAUGGCAAAGUCUCUUCUUAACCUGCUGAAGGAGCUGGGGCCUUUGGAGGUUGAAAUAGACGCAUAUGGGGACUUUCUCCAAGCACUGGGCCCUGAAGCUACAGUAGACUAUACCAAAAACACAGCAAAUGUGAGCAAAAAGGAGAGCAGUCUGGUGGAAAUCAGACAAAGGAUCUUCAAUGGUCUAAAAGGGACUCCUCUGAAUGUGAUUCUCCUGAACAACUCCAAGUUUUAUCACAUAGGAACCAUAUCAGAGUACCUCUUUCACCUCACGCAGGAUGUGAUCCUGAGACAGGAGCUGGGCCUGCUAACAUCUGCAUUCAGCAUCCACUCCUGUGAUGGCUCUUCAGGUGGCUGUGUCAUGUUUAGUGUCCUCGAUUCCAGCUGUUCUGUGGGGGCCGGGUCGGUGGUGGAGUACUGCAAACUGGGAGCAGGGGUUUCUGUCGGUAAGGGGUCUAUCGUCAGCAGCUGCUGCAUCAGUGCAGGCCUCUCAGUGCCUGAUGGAGUCUUCAUACACUCACUUUGUGUCAGCUAUGAGCAACAGGCCAAGUAUGUGACUGUCUUCUUUGGGAUAAAUGAUGACUUGAAGCACGGCGUUGAAUCUCCUGCGUUCAUGGAGGAGCUGAAACUCUCUGGUUUCAGCUUGUCUGAGUGUUUGUCUCUCUGGGGAAUGAAAAAUGAAGCCCUGAAUUUCUCUGGAGAUCCAUCCCACUGUAGCCUGUGGAAUGCUUGUUUGUUUCCUGUUUGCUCAGAUCAGCAAAGCUCAUUCUCAAUGUCUGUGGAGAUGCUGCAGGCCGUCCUGAAUGGCUCCACAUUCACCUUACCACAGGACACGAAGCUGAUGUCUAUGCAAGAGUCUUUAGAGUGUAAAAGACUGCAGGAGAUGUUAAAGUUUAGGAGGACGCUUUAUGAUGACAUCAUACAGUUAAAGCAGGGCAAAUAACUGCAAUAACCUGGACAACGAGAA
Molecule: messenger RNA, 1827 nt
Organism: Cheilinus undulatus (humphead wrasse)
Lineage: Eukaryota; Metazoa; Chordata; Actinopteri; Labriformes; Labridae
Gene: fpgt
Product: fucose-1-phosphate guanylyltransferase
Exons: 4
Coding region: 61-1803 (580 amino acids)
Molecular function (GO): transferase activity, transferring phosphorus-containing groups
Source: RefSeq, a predicted model, not a curated record